AUGUUGGAACACAAUGAAAGUACUAAACAUUACGUAGUCCACUGUGAAGUUGUCCUUCACGGAGGCCAUGAUCUGACCAUCAUUGACACAAUCACUAGGUCUGCAAGAGAACUUUCAAUAAAAUCGCCAAGUUUUAAUUAAUUAACGUUACAAAUGAACAUUGUACGCGUUUUCCAUGUACGCGUUUUCCAUGCACGCGUUUUCCAUGUACGCGUUUUCCAUGUACGCGUUUUCCAUGUACGCGUUUUCCAUGUACGCGUUUUCCAUGUACGCGUUUUCCAUGUACGCGAUUUCCAUGUACGCGAUUUCCAUGUACGCGUUUUCCAUGUACGCGAUUUCCAUGUACGCGUUUUCCAUGUACGCGUUUUCCAUGUACGCGUUUUCCAUGUACGCGUGUACGUGUACGCGUGUACGUGCACGCGUUUUCCAGACAACCCAUCAGAUGUCCAACAAAGUCUCGCACCAAAGGUCCCAUGAUGAGCCUGGAUGAUAAAGUGAAUGAUACUUAUCUUUUUGUAAUUAGUGUGCAAUCUAAUUCUAUAGAAUGUCUCCGCUAAAAUUCACUAUUAGAGAGCCUAGAUUACAAAAUUUUCUGUGGGUGCAUGCCCUUGGAACUCCUCUAGAGGUUUGUCAGUCGUAAGCUGUCUAAUUUUUCCUGGGGCUUUAGUUUAAGGCGGGGGGGGGGGGGCGAAAUAAAGAAUUAAGUAAAAUAUACAUAGAUAUAUAAACUGUCAAAAAACUUCCAGAAUGCAGGAUUUGGCGAUUUCUGGGACCUUAGAUUUUAAGGUUAAAGUCGGUUUUCCGCAUGCGAAUUUUUUCGCGCGAAGCGAAUUUUUCUUUUGUCUUUAUCUAAUUAGUUCCAGAUGGUUCCAGUUGAGAGACCAAAGAAAAAUUCGCUUCGCGCGAAAAAAUUGGCAAGUGGAAAAUCGGCUUAACUCUAGUUUUCGAAGUAAUGCAUGUGGCUUUAAUUUGACGUCACUGACAGUUGAGUGCAAGUUUUACUCCAUGUUGUUAGGUAUUCAGUUCUUAAACGACUUCGCAUCAGUAAAAUCAAAGGUAAGGCAAUUUGGCGAAGACUUAUAUUCAAGCGAAGUAAAAUAUCAGCUAAGCACUUUCAGAUACUUUAUAUGGUUCACAUAUGUCUGCGCAUGCCUGCGCUAUCAUUGUUUACAACUAGCUGUUGAUGCAUACAUUAUUUUGUGAAUUAUUUGGUUUAAAUGCUAUAACGACAAUAGCCCGCCGACAUACCGCUGCAGGUAUAUGUGAACCGGGCUUUUAUGUUGAAGCCAUUUAAAAGUCCGUGCUUUGUCAGAUAAAACACUGAAACUACGCUCUCGUGUUUUAUAUCAGAUAAAGCGCUCCUGCUUGUAUAGCGGGUAGUGCUUUAAAAAGUACAUAGCUACCGCAUUUACUGCAUGUGGUCUUGUGAUAGUUUGAAUCAAUGUUUGUGGUCGAAUAGAGAUACAGUGUGUCGCUGUAACUUAACUUCUUGUGUAAUUAAAAGCAUUGAAUAAUCUGUGUGGCCCUAUCUGAUGAGAAUGAGAAUCUAUCCUAACGUUACAGUCUAAUAUCUGUGACACUCAGAACGACAAUAGUAUGGAAACUUCAGUGCCCAUUUUUGGAACCUUUUCACUAGACCACAAUAUAUGAAUUAAGCUCAUGCAUCAACAUAUAGGCUGAUCAGUUGAUGCCGCCGCUCGCGGUUUUCAUACGAGUUUAUCCAUUGGUGGAGUGUCGAGGGUCAAUUGUCGAGGGCGAGGGUAAAAUGCAUGUCGAGGGUAAAAAAAAUCACAAAAAAAUACUGUAAUUUUAUUACGGUUAGGCAUAACUUGAAGCUAUUUGCAUGACAAGGCACUGCAAGCUCUAUUCAGGGGAGAUAAUAGAGUUUCAAAAUUUUACAAUUGCUCCAAUAAACCAGAGAAUGCAAGCGAGGAGCAAUUAGUUUCAUAGAGUUGCACUGGUCUUUUUCUAUUUGAGUGUACUCCUAUGUUUAUUUGGUAUCAUCAACACUCUGCACGUUGGAGUGGAAUAUUUAAUUAUUUUUUAUUAUGCCGAAUAUUGGGGGGGGGUGUGAAAAUUUUUUUGGAGGGGUGGACAUUUUGUUAGGGGGGUUAUAGCUAAUAUUGGGGGGGGGGGUAGCACCCUGCCCCCCACACACACACACACAAAAUCCGUCUAUGCCCAUGAGUACAAGAUCUUGUGUUCUUAUCCAACCAUUAACAGUUUAAAGCAAUUAGAGCUGUCAAAUUACUACAAUACGUUAUAGCUAAUUUGAAUUUGAAAGGGUUCAGUUUUUUUUAUACACUCUGUACUGUAUAUUGUGUUAAAUUAUACCAAAUAUUAACUCAAAUUCGAUUCAAUUGGUCAAAUUCAAACAAAGGCUUGAUUUCAAAAGGUAUACUUUUUUAGCCCGAGAGCCGCUACGCAGUCCAAUUCAUAGUCCAGUCUCCGCAAAGAAGGUCAUCGGUUAAUCGGGCAUCAUGUUAAUCCUUAUUGAUCCCAAUGGCAAAUAUACUGCAGUUAUAUAAUCCUUCGUUCUUUUAGUUUUCGCAACUUUCGAUUUGUAAACACUGCAGGAUUUUCGAGCAAUUUCUCCAACCAAAUAACUAUGGAUUUGGUAAGUCAAUUUACAGUCAAAUCUCUGAAUAGAGUAGAUAUUUACGCGGUUUUAACGUUUCCACAUCGAAUUCAAGUGACCGAUAUUUUUUAUAUGUGGCGGGUCAGCCAGUCUGUUAUCUGCUGUAUAAUAUAGUAAUAUACCUAUACUGUAGUACUGUGCCUUUUGCGCGCAAUUUAUAUAUGAUAUCUUGCUUUCUUUCAAAAGGUUCGCUCAUUUAAACUUAACACCGGAGCAGUAAUACCUUCAAUUGGCCUGGGGAUUAUAGAAUUGUAUAUUGUGCAGUGUAUGCUGUCAUGAUACACUGCAUUGCAAAUGUUAUACAAAACAAUUUACAUUUGUUAACACCUUUACACAUAAGGAAUGUUGCUGACAGGAUAAUUAGAAUGUUUCCUACACUGGAUCAAUAAGAGAUGAUCCUUACUGGACCUCUAGGAAGAACAGUUUAGAACUGAUAGAGCUUCCAGUAUAAAUAAAGUUAGUUUAGUUUAGGUUUCCUCCUGUAGUAACACUGGAUCAAUAAGAGAUGAUCCUUACUGGAACUCUAGGAAGAACAGUUUAGAACUGAUAGAGCUAUCCAGUAUAAAUAAAGUUAGUUUAGUUUAGGUUUCCUCCUGUAGUAAUACUGGAUUAAUAAGAGAUGAUCCUUACUGGACCUCUAGCAAGAACAGUUUCAGAGCUAUCCAGUAUAAAUAAAGUUAGUUUAGUUUAUGUUUCCUCCUGUAGUAACACUGGAUUAAUAAGAGAUGAUCCUUACUGGACCUCUAGGGAGAACAGUUUUGAAAUGACAGAGCUAUCCAGUAUAAAUAAUGUUAGUUUAGUUUAGGUUUCCUCCUAUAGUAAUACUGGAUUAAUAAGAGAUGAUCCUUAAUGAACCUCUAGGGAGAACAGUUUUGAACUGACAGAGCUAUCCAGUAUAAAUAAAGUUAGUUUAGUUUAGGUUUCCUUCUGUAUACGUAGUAACACUGGAUCAACAAGAGAUCCUUACUGGACCUUUAGGAAGAACAGUUUAGAACUGAUAGAUCUCAAGCUGUUCACUAUGAAUACACUUAAGUUAGUUUAGUUCAUAGUAACUCAGCUAAGUAAAAUGCCUCUGUAUUAACACGCCCUAAAUCACUUAAUCUCAUGCAGAACAUGGAAAUCAAAGCCAGGCGAGGUUGGCAAGGCUGUCAAAGCAGCGAUCAGAGCCGGGUACAAACACAUUGACUGUGCUCAUUGCUAUGGUAACGAAGCGGAGAUCGGGCAAGCUCUUACCGAGGUCUUGAAGGAAGUUGGUAUGAAGCGGGAAGACAUAUUUAUUUCCUCAAAAUUAUGGUAUGAAAUACAUGUAUGUUAGUUUUUGCUGAGCUAUAUUCAUUCUAAAUGUUCUUAAGGUGGUUUGAUACACUUUUUAAAAAUUCAGGUGUUCAACAAUUUGACAUGUUAAAAUUAUGCAUUUUUAGGAUUUAUUCAGCAGAUAUUGGGUUUUUUAUAUACGGUAUUUUGAUUUGUCUACUUUCAAAUUAGAUUAGUUUUAAUGAUAGAUAAUUUGUUGCUAUGUACGAAAUGUAUAUGUGUACGAAAUGUCCUCCAAAAUAGCCUAUCACCUUGUAUAGUUAGAAAAGAAGCAUGUGACCCACAAUUUUUUUCCUGCAUUAUUUUACUUGGAAGAAAAACUAACAAUUAGCAAAAUAUAAAAAAUUUGCCACUUGUCAAGACGACCUAGGCGUAAAAGAAAAUACCUGUGGUUCCCGACCGACCCUAUUUUUUUCUGCCGACCCUAUUAUUUUUUCAACGCGAUUGACCGUGCGACCCUAUUUUCUCCAGGUGGUUGCGGGCUGCUCAUACAGCGUGCCAAAAUGGCGUCUGUUGUCAUACUAAUUAUUGAACCAAAUUGCCUAAAUUCAUCCAUAGGAAAUACGCAUCUCUAGUUAAUAUUGAUGUCGGGACUCUACUGCAAAUCGCCCAGCAAAAAACCACCAAAACCAUGAAAAAAAUAUUCAAAAAAAAAAUUUAUUUCGGACCUACCGACCCUAAUUUUUUCACGAUAUGAAACCGUAACCACAGGUAUUUUUUUACGCCCUAUUAUGCUAGAUGAGCUUACUUGUCAAUUAAGGGGAGAGCGCUGUCGCUCAAUGGGUUAUAUAUACAAAAGCAAUAAUAUAAUGUUGAGAUUCUUGAGAAAGAUUAAGAAACAUUUCCAUUUAUUGUAGGUGUAUAACAGCCAUGCAAGAGAGGAUGUCUUGGCAGCCUGUCAAACAACUUUGAAAAAUUUGCAAAUUAAAUAUUUGGAUUUAUAUUUGGUAAUUCAUUUGACUUUGUCAGUUCUAAACUGUUCUCCAUAGAGGUCCAAUAAGGAUCAUCUCUUAUUGAUCCAGUGUUACUACAGGAGGAAACCUAAGCAUAAACUAACUUUAUUUAUAAUGGAUAGCUCUAUCAGUUCUAAACUGUUCUUCCUAGAGGUCCAGUAUUCAGUAAGGAUCAUCUCUUAAUGAUCCAGUGUUACUACAGAAGGAAAUCUAAACUAAACUGACUUUAUUUAUUUAUUUAUUUAUUUAUUUAUACUGGAUAGCUCUAUCAGUUCUAAACUGUUUUUCCUAGAGAUUCAGUAAGGAUAAUCUGUAUUGAUCCAGUGUUACUACAGGAGGAAACCUAAACUAAACUAACUUUAUUUAUACUGGAUAGCUCUAUCAGUUCUAAACUGUUCUUCCUAUAGAGGUCCAGUAACGAUCAUCUCUUUAAUGUUAAGGGCCAAAAUCCUGAAAAACAUUGUAUAUCUAUCACCAUACAAGAUGCAAUCAAAGAAUGUUUCUAAACAAUUAUGUAUAUCUUUCGUAGAUACAUAAUCCAUAUGCAUUUGCAAAGGGUAUGUUUUUCCCAACGAAACCAGAACAACGUAAAGAUAUUCUUGGCUAUGAUAAGAAGAGAAUGAGCGAAACGUGGAAG
Molecule: messenger RNA, 5542 nt
Organism: Paramuricea clavata
Lineage: Eukaryota; Metazoa; Cnidaria; Anthozoa; Malacalcyonacea; Plexauridae
Source: the annotation of a GenBank genome assembly